Messenger RNA from Penicillium alfredii, 2124 nucleotides. RefSeq names its product RING finger and CHY zinc finger domain-containing protein. NCBI's taxonomy places the organism in Eukaryota, Fungi, Ascomycota, Eurotiomycetes, Eurotiales, Aspergillaceae. The transcript has 3 exons. Gene Ontology annotation, molecular function: ubiquitin protein ligase activity; zinc ion binding. Bases 1 to 2124 code for a protein of 707 amino acids. The record is from RefSeq and is a predicted model, not a curated record. Gene Ontology annotation, biological process: ubiquitin-dependent protein catabolic process; protein ubiquitination. Gene Ontology annotation, cellular component: nucleus.
AUGAGCAACUUCAUCUCCUCACUAUUAGUUGACCUUGGAAUCCGAGCCCGUCUUCCCCGCCCCGAUCCCCCGCAUGAUCCCGAUUCAGCGAGUGUGCAGAGCGUCCAACCCAAGCUUUCUCCAAGCGGCGACGCCGAACAUCGGACGGUUUGCGAACACGACCGAGAGCGUGGUGGUAGGCAGGAACUGCAUAGCGGAGAUGCGGGGUCCUUGCACGGCCCUCCCUUCUUCAAUACUUUGCCCAAAGAUAUGGAUGGUCGACAUCUAGAGCCUGAAGGCACGCCGGUGCUUCCUAUCCGCUCAAUGCCUGGCCGAAAUGAUGGUUUGUCGGGAUCUACAAACUCAGAGGGUCCUCGAGAUGCGCAUGGCCGCCUGUCGCCGAAUUUACCGAAUAAUUCACAAGAUACGAGAUCAGAUGUGGAGAGUGAAGGAACAAGGCGAAAUGUCAAUAAUGUUGCAGAAACAGUGGAUCCGGGCCAAUUCUCGCUCCCGGCAGAUGAUGGAAUGGGGGUUCUCAGGAGGAAAAUCCAUGCAAUCAGAGAUCUGGGCCUCGACAAUGCCGAGAAAGCACGCAUGAUUCAUGAUCUGAUGACAGAAAGCUACAACUCCUCCCGAGAACCACCGUUGAGCCCCUCCCUGGCAUUGUCGCCAACACCUUUGAGUCCUCUGGAGCAGCCCCUCAGCCCCAAGGCAGAUGACAGUCCACAAUCGCCUAACCAAAUUCCAACGCUACAUCCACUCACAACUUCGGCGUCGCAUUCCCAUACCGAAAGUCACUUUUCCCUUACCGCCGAAGAUUUGCAGCCGACCUUUGUCCCAAAGGCCGAGCCUGAAUCUCCGGUGGGCGAGACUGGAGAUGAAGACCCGGACACGGAGGAAUUAGAAGAGGAAACUUUGGGCUGUCAACACUACAAACGAAACGUCAAGCUUCAGUGCUACACUUGCAAGAGAUGGUAUACGUGCCGAUUCUGUCACGACGACGUCGAAGAUCACCAUCUCAUUCGCCGCGACACGGAGAAUAUGUUAUGCAUGCUAUGUGGUCAUGCUCAGCCUGCAGCACAAGUCUGUCGGCAAUGCAACGAACAAAGUGCUCAAUACUAUUGUGAAAUUUGCAAACUGUGGGACAAUGAUGGCAAGAAGAGCAUUUACCAUUGCAAUGACUGUGGAAUAUGCCGGAUUGGGCAAGGCCUUGGAAAGGACUUUUUCCAUUGCAAGACAUGCUGUGUUUGUUUGCCCAUCUCAAUCGAGAUCACUCAUCGCUGUAUCGAACGGUCUACUCAAUGUGACUGUCCUAUAUGUGGGGAAUACAUGUUUACUUCUCCGGAGACUGUGGUUGUGGUGCGAUGUGGCCAUAGCAUUCACCACAAAUGUCUCUCGGAGUAUUCCAAGAGCUCUUUCCGUUGUCCCAUUUGCAGCAAAACCAUCACCAACAUGGAAUCGACUUUUCGGAACCUUGACCGGACUAUUGAGAGUCAGCCCAUGCCAGCUGAGUUCAAGGAUACAAGGGGCCUGAUUUAUUGCAAUGAUUGUGGUGUGAAAUCAGUUUCAUACAACACAGCCCAGAUCCGACUCUUGCAUGGUGAUACGUCGGACCCGCUUGAGGAGGAAGGUGGAGUCUCAAGUCUACCUCGGCCUCGAUCAUCGUCCUUGAGUGUGAAUGGAGCACCGAUGUCGCCCACGUUGGGGGCUCUGCGCACCGAUACGAACUCGGUGCCACCCUCACGUCUAAAUGUGCCGACAUCUGCCGGAACUGAUAGCCAAUUUUCCUCUUACAGCAUUACUCGCGGUCGGGCGAUUUCGCCUGUAGUCAGCAACUACUUCGGUCUACCGCCCGAGCGAGAAUCCGAGAAACCGUCAUCCUUGCCAUUCUUCGGGAGCUUAUCACGAGCUGACAAUGAUGCCGACAGUGGCGCUUUGAAUUUUCUGAGCAGAAAAUUCGGGUAUGGGACUGGGUUACUUGGCGGGGAGACCGAGUCCGCGGAUGCAAUCUCAGAGGCCGACGGGGAGGACGAUGCGGACUCGUGUGGCACUGCAGGAACAGAUGGCAGCAAUGAUGAGGAGGACGAAGCUGACGAAGACGAUGGUGACGACGAUGAUGCUAUCGACAUUUUUGGGCAUCGUUGA